AUGAAGGUCAUUACUUAGUGUGUAAUUAGCUGCAAAGCUACUGUAAUAGAUAUUAUUAUCAUCAUAUUGAAGUAAUUAUUUAUAGCAAAAUAUCAAAAGCUCACCUACGUCAUUUUAUAACCAACCUAUUCUAGUCAUAUGGUCAAUAGAAAGUGGGCGGGCUAUAUUUGUCUAGUGUGCUGUUGUUAAAGUAACAGCCGGGAGGAAAAAGACACGCUGCUAUCUUAAUCUGGAUUCAUCGUGCCAUUUGAUCGAAUGCAUGUCCGAUUGCACCGGUAAUCUGAUCGAGUUUUCAGGUCUGGCCGGGAGAAUAAUAAGUAACGAUAAUCAAAAGGAGAAUUUUUGAUUCAGUAUGGCAGAAGCUCAUCAGGCUGUGGCCUUUCAGUUCACUGUCGGCCCGGAUGGCAUUGACCUUCAGCUCAGCCAUGAGGCUCUUCGGCAAGUCUAUCUCUCAGGAAUUCACUCCUGGAAGAAGAAAUUUAUCCGGUUUAAGAAUGGCAUUUUGAAUGGGGUAUAUCCAGGAAGCGCACCAGGGUUCGUGUUGGUGUUGGCAGGGUACCUGGGAAGGGCACAAUAUUUAAAGGUGGACCCAUCCCUAGGCCUGCUUUUCAAACUUGGAAAUCAUGUUCCGAUCAGUAGGUACAUGUCUGACCAAAAGCAGAUGUUAGUUGGGGGUGUCAUGGUGGGCACAGGUCUGUGGAUUGCCAUCAUAUUUGGCAUGAGGACUGUCCUGAAGGGCCUGUUGUCCUGGCACGGCUGGAUGUUUGCCUCUCAUGGCAGAAUGACCUGGAAAAUUCGACUGUGGCUGGUUUUAGUGAAAGUUUUUUCUGGCAUGCAAACGCCAAUGCUUUACAGCUUUCAGAAUUCUCUUCCCCAUUUAUUUGUGCCAUCGGUGAAGGAAACCACAAGAAGCUAUCUUGAAUCUGUCCAACCACUGCUGAGCGAUGAGGAGCACCAAAGAAUGCAGCGGCUUGCACUGGAUUUUGAGAAGAAUCUUGGGCCAAAACUUCAGUGGUACCUCAAACUGAAGUCUUGGUGGGCCACCAAUUAUGUCAGUGACUGGUGGGAAGAAUACAUCUACCUGAGAGGUCGUGGGCCAAUCAUGGUUAACAGCAACUAUUAUGUAAUGGACUUUCUUUAUGCUUUUCCCACAAAUAUACAAGCAGCAAGAGCAGGAAACGUCAUUCAUGCAAUAAUGCUGUACAGGAGGAAGCUGGACCGGGCUCAAAUCAAACCGGUUUUUGCACUAUCAAACAGCGUUCCACUCUGUUCUGCUCAAUGGGAACGGCUAUUUAAUACAAGCCGCAUCCCAGGAAAGGAGAGGGACUCAGUUCAGCACGUGUCUGACAGCAGGCAUAUAGUGGUGUAUCACCGGGGUCGUUACUUUAAAGUAUGGAUGUUUUAUGAUGGCCGGUUACUCUUGCCAAGAGAGAUUGAGCAGCAGAUGGAGAGGAUCCUGGCCGACACGUCAGAGCCUCAGCCUGGAGAGGAAACCCUUGCCGCCCUCACUGCAGGGGACAGAGUGCCAUGGGCUUGUGCCCGCAAUGCCUACUUGAGACAUGGCACGAAUAAGAAGAGUCUGGAUUCUGUGGAGAAGGCAGCUUUUUUUGUUACACUGGAUGACACGGAGCAGCGAUUUGAUCAGAAAAACCCUGUGGAGUCUCUGGACCGUUAUGCUAAAUCUCUGCUCCAUGGGAAGUGUUAUGACAGGUGGUUUGAUAAGUCCAUAAACUUGAUCGUCUUCAAGAAUGGAACAAUGGGUCUUAAUGCAGAACAUAGUUGGGCUGAUGCUCCAAUCGUCGGCCACCUCUGGGAGCAAGUGCUCUCGAUGGACCCUGUGAAACUAGGCUAUACAGCAGAUGGUCACUGUAAAGGAGAACCUCACGCUAAUCUGCCUGGACCUCAGAGGUUGCAGUGGAACAUUCCAACUGAGUGCCAAACUAUGAUCUCCAACUCUCUGUCUGUGGCCGAGGCUUUGGCUGAUGAUGUGGACUCUCAUAUCAUCCCCUUCAGUGACUUUGGUAAGGGCUUGAUCAAGAAGUGCAGGACCAGUCCAGAUGCCUUCAUCCAGCUCGCACUGCAGCUGGCGCAUUAUAGGGACAAAGGAAAGUUUUGCUUGACUUAUGAGGCGUCCAUGACCCGUUUAUUCAGAGAAGGCCGUACUGAAACCGUGCGGUCCUGCACUACAGAAUCCUGUGCUUUUGUUUGUGCCAUGAACAGCAAUAAUACGAGAGAACAGAAGCUUCAGUUACUGAAAAAUGCUGCUGAGAAACACCAGCAGAUGUACAGACUGGCAAUGACUGGUCAUGGCAUUGAUCGCCAUCUCUUUUGCCUCUAUGUGGUGUCAAAGUACCUUGGACAGGACUCUCCUUUCCUCAAAGAGGUGCUGUCAGAGCCUUGGAGACUGUCCACCAGUCAGACUCCUCUACAGCAGGGGGAGCUGUUUGACCUGGUCAAAAACCCAGAGUAUGUGACCAGCGGAGGAGGCUUUGGACCAGUUGCAGAUGAUGGUUAUGGUGUGGCUUAUGUGAUUGUUGGAGAAAAACUCAUCAAUUUCCACAUCUCUUCCAAGCGUUCCAGUCCAGAGACUGAUUCUCAUCGCUUCGGAAACAAUAUCAGACGCGCAAUGAUUGACAUGCUGGAUCUGUUUCAGCUUGACAAAAAAGACCCAAAGUGAUCAGAAUGAUGAAAGGAUUGUGCUUUUAAUAACUCAUGUCAGCUUAAUUGUAUAUCAGCACUGUUGAGAGAAGCUUGUUUUUUUUUUUUCUUCUUCUUUUUUUUUUUUGCUUGUGUAGUCUUGUUUGUUUGCAUGUGUCUGUGAGAUGCAGCAUAUGACGGAGAUAAGUCGGGAGAUAGUGCGAGAUCUCUUUCUGCUGUUGCAGAAUAUGUGCUGGUGCCUUAACAUGUGUCUUAACCGAACAGUUCAAUGCAGGUGAUCGAAAGUAAAACUGCAUUUCAUUACCAGGACAUGCUUUCAGCUCUCAGUAGUUUACUGAGAUACACACUUCAGUACGUGACAUUGUCUUGAAAAGAUGUCAAGAAGCACAGUAAAUCACUUGGCUGUGUGCAAAUCAAGCAAAACGCAGCUCUCGUGUUGCAUAUUGAUAGUUUGCAGUUUUCCAAAUUCAGUAAUAUGAAUGAAGGGAAAUAUGAGAUUAUGAAUGUGAUGUAUGUUUUUGAAUACUCAAAGUGUGCAGUCUUUGAAAAUGAAUGUUGGUCAUUUAAACCAGCCUGUUUUUAUUGGUUGAUGUUGCUUUGAUUCUGCAUUGAAAGGUCUGUUUUAAUGAGGGAUGUGUUAAUGCUUAGCAGUUGCUUUAGCUUAUUAAUUGUACAUUUCAUUUUUUUAUUUUUAAUUUGAGUUCAUUUCUUUUGUGUUCAUCAUAUUUGAUGUUCGCUUUUUGAUUGUUGUAUACUGUAAUGAUUUUGGAAAUCAUUGUUAAAAAACUAAUUUGAGACUCAGUUAUUUAUUUUGGUAUCACUCAUAAUGUUUAAUGGGUGUCAUUGCAAAGUGCAUUUCAGAGAUUUAGGAAAAGCAUUAAACGUGUAAUAAACAUGAGUACUGUAAA
Danio aesculapii is the source of this 3566-nucleotide messenger RNA. RefSeq names its product carnitine palmitoyltransferase 1Aa (liver) (gene cpt1aa). Gene Ontology annotation, biological process: carnitine metabolic process; fatty acid metabolic process. The transcript has 19 exons. The record is from RefSeq and is a predicted model, not a curated record. Gene Ontology annotation, cellular component: mitochondrion. Gene Ontology annotation, molecular function: carnitine O-palmitoyltransferase activity. The coding region runs from base 353 to 2677 and encodes 774 amino acids. NCBI's taxonomy places the organism in Eukaryota, Metazoa, Chordata, Actinopteri, Cypriniformes, Danionidae.